Filobasidium floriforme is the source of this 336-nucleotide messenger RNA. RefSeq lists its product as uncharacterized. The record is from RefSeq and is a predicted model, not a curated record. The transcript has 5 exons. NCBI's taxonomy places the organism in Eukaryota, Fungi, Basidiomycota, Tremellomycetes, Filobasidiales, Filobasidiaceae. Bases 1 to 336 code for a protein of 111 amino acids.
AUGAUCACCACCUUCGAAUUGGCCUCCGCCGAUAUUUGGCGCGACGCUACGGACGGGACAGUCGUAGAAGCUCUCCAACGCCUCGUUAUUCUUAGCGCCAAGGGUGUACCGAAUCUAAAGAAUGUCGAGCGUAUCAUGGCAGCUAUGAAAGCAUCGAUAUCCCUCCUCAAGGUGCGCGCUGCAACAGCAGAGACUCUCUACUUGACUUUGCAGGAGCUCGAGAUCGAUGAGGACGAGGAGCUUGAUGAGCUGUUAACUUCGGUGGACUGGACUUCUGAGGAAGCCAAGGCCUCAGUCAGUCCACUUGUGGAACGCUUGAAACAAGUCUUCUGCUAG